Mugil cephalus (flathead mullet) is the source of this 10647-nucleotide messenger RNA. It is a transcript of the gene tln2a, whose product is annotated as talin 2a. Gene Ontology annotation, molecular function: integrin binding; structural constituent of cytoskeleton; actin filament binding. Gene Ontology annotation, biological process: cell-cell adhesion. Gene Ontology annotation, cellular component: plasma membrane; ruffle; cytoskeleton. Lineage: Eukaryota; Metazoa; Chordata; Actinopteri; Mugiliformes; Mugilidae. Bases 244 to 7878 code for a protein of 2544 amino acids. The record is from RefSeq and is a predicted model, not a curated record. The transcript is spliced from 59 exons.
CUCAUACACACAGUGCCGCUGCUGCUCACACACUGUCCGGCCACUUGGAAAUUUCCCCUCAACGUGCAGGAUAUUUCAGUGCUGGGAAGCGCGACUCUCGGCUAAUGUGCAUCUUCUCGGGGCCGAGUCACUUGAAAUGCCCCAGUAGAGGAUCCGAAGCUGCGAAGAUCAGCAGACACUCGAGGCCGCGUUUUCCUCAGCAAUAAGGUGUAGCUGCAGGUCCCACCCACACCGCUUGCCAAGAUGGUGGCGUUGUCGCUGAAAAUCUGCGUGCGCCAGUGCAACGUUGUGAAGACGAUGCAGUUCGAGCCCUCCACAGCCGUCUACGACGCCUGCAGGAUCAUCAGGGAGAGGGUCCCAGAGGCUCAGAGCGGGCAGGCUUCAGACUACGGUCUGUUUCUGUCUGAUGAAGACCCCCGGAAAGGCAUCUGGUUGGAAUCUGGAAGGACACUGGAUUACUACAUGCUGCGCAACGGGGAUAUUCUCGAAUACAAGAAGAAGCAAAGACCCCAGAAAAUCAAAAUGUUGGACGGGGCAGUGAAAACCAUCAUGGUGGACGACUCCAAGACAGUGGGAGAGCUGCUGGUGACUAUAUGCAGUAGAAUAGGCAUCACCAACUAUGAGGAAUACUCUCUGAUCCAAGAGACGGUGGAGGAGAAGAAGGAGGAUGGCAUGGGCACGCUGAAGAAAGACAGGACGCUGCUGCGUGACGAGAGGAAGAUGGAGAAGCUGAAAGCCAAACUGCACACAGACGAUGACUUGAACUGGCUGGACCACAGCAGAACGUUCAGAGAGCAGGGGGUCGAAGAGAGCGAGACUCUCCUCCUCAGACGCAAGUUCUUCUACUCGGACCAGAACGUAGACUCCCGAGACCCUGUGCAACUGAACCUGCUUUACGUACAGGCCCGAGAUGACAUCCUAAACGGUUCCCACCCGGUAUCAUUCGACAAGGCCUGUGAGUUCGGAGGGAUUCAGGCCCAGAUCCAGUUUGGACCUCACAUAGAGCACAAGCACAAGCCUGGAUUCUUGGACCUCAAGGAGUUUCUACCCAAAGAGUACAUCAAGCAGAGAGGAGCCGAGAAGAAAAUAUUCCAGGAACACAAAAACUGUGGCGAAAUGACGGAGAUCGAAGCAAAAGUGAAAUACGUCAAGCUGGCGCGGUCUCUGCGCACCUACGGCGUCUCCUUCUUCCUGGUCAAGGAAAAGAUGAAGAGUAAGAACAAGCUUGUGCCACGGCUCUUGGGGAUCACCAAAGAGUCUGUGAUGAGAGUGGACGAGAAAACCAAAGACGUGGUCCAGGAGUGGCCGCUCACUACCGUGAAGAGGUGGGCGGCGUCACCUAAGAGCUUCACCCUGGACUUUGGCGAGUACCAGGAGAGCUACUACUCGGUGCAGACCACUGAAGGGGAACAGAUCUCGCAGCUCAUCGCCGGUUACAUCGACAUCAUCCUCAAGAAAAAACAAAGCAAGGACCGCUUCGGAUUAGAAGGUGACGAGGAGUCAACCAUGCUCGAAGAAUCUGUGUCACCAAAAAAGUCCACCAUCCUCCAGCAGCAGUUCAACCGCGUUGGCCGGGUGGAGCACGGCUCUGUGGCGCUGCCAGGGGUGAUCCGCUCCGGCUCCAUUGGCACAGAGUCACUUAGCAUGGGUACCAUGCCAUCUGCUCAACAGCAGAUCACAAUGGGUCAGAUGCACCGUGGACACAUGCCACCUCUGAGUUCGGCACAGCAGGCUCUGAUGGGAACCAUCAACACCAGCAUGCAGGCUGUACAGAAGGCCCAGAUAGACUUGGGGGAGGUUGACAACCUGCCACCACUGGGACAGGACAUGGCAUCCAAGGUCUGGAUUCAAAACAAGAUGGACGAGUCGAAGCAUGAGAUCCACUCCCAGGUGGACGCCAUCACUGCAGGAACGGCCUCCGUUGUCAACCUCACAGCAGGCGAUCCCACUGACACGGACUAUACAGCAGUCGGCUGCGCCAUCACCACCAUUUCCUCCAACCUGACUGAAAUGUCAAAGGGUGUGAAGCUGUUGGCUGCGCUGAUGGACGACGACGUGGGAGGAGGUAACGACCUGAUGAAGGCUGCCAGGACGCUAGCAGGGGCCGUGUCUGACCUGCUGAAGGCUGUGGAGCCGGCAUCUGGAGAGCCCAGACAGACUGUGCUGACAGCAGCAGGCAGCAUCGGCCAGGCCAGUGGAGACCUCCUGCGCCAGAUUGGAGAGAACGAGACAGAUGAGAGGUUCCAGGACAUCCUGAUGAAUCUGGCCAAAGCAGUGGCCAACGCAGCGGCCAUGUUGGUGCUGAAGGCCAAGAACGUGGCCCAGGUUGCAGAGGACACUGUCCUCCAGAACCGGGUCAUUGCCGCCGCCACACAGUGCGCUCUGUCCACCUCCCAGCUGGUGGCAUGUGCCAAGGUGGUGAGUCCAACCAUCAGUUCCCCAGUUUGUCAGGAGCAGCUAAUAGAAGCCGGAAAGCUGGUCGACCGCUCAGUGGAGAGCUGCGUCCAGGCCUGCCUCUCAGCCACAGAGGAUGGAGAGCUCCUCAAACAGGUGAGCGCAGCGGCCAGCGUGGUUAGUCAGGCUCUGGGAGAUCUCCUGCAACACGUUCGUCAGUACACCUCCAGAGGAGAGCCGAUUGGACGCUACGACCAGGCCACAGACACCAUCAUGACCGUCACUGAGAGCAUCUUCAGCUCGAUGGGCGACGCAGGAGAGAUGGUUCGUCAGGCGCGGGUGUUGGCUCAGGCCACUUCGGACCUGGUCAACGCCAUGCGGUCCGACGCAGAAGCCGAGGUGGACGUUGACAACUCGAAGAAGUUGCUGGCAGCUGCCAAACUGCUGGCCGAUGCCACCGCCAGGAUGGUGGAGGCGGCGAAGGGUGCUGCUGCAUACCCAGAGAAUGAGGACCAGCAACAGAGGCUGAGGGAGGCCGCAGAGGGGCUGCGGGUGGCCACCAACGCCGCUGCUCAGAACGCCAUCAAGAAGAAGCUGAUCAACAGGCUGGAGAAUGCUGCCAAGCAAGCUGCGGCUGCUGCCACACAGACCAUCGCUGCCGCUCAGAACGCCGCAGCCUCCAACAAGAACACCGCCGCUCACCAGCAGCUGGUGCAGAGCUGUAAGGCAGUGGCAGACCACAUCCCACAGCUCGUCCAGGGAGUACGUGGCAGUCAGGCCAAACCAGAGGACCUGAGCGCACAACUAGGCCUCAUCAUCGCCAGCCAGAACUUCCUACAGCCCGGUAGUAAGAUGGUGACCUCGGCCAAGUCGUCUGUUCCCACGGUGACGGAUCAGGCUGCGGCCAUGCAACUGGGUCAGUGUGCCAAGAACCUGGCCACCUGCCUGGCUGAGCUGAGGACGUCUGCGCAGAAGGCUCAUGAGGCUUGCGGCCCCAUGGAGAUCGACUCUGCGCUCACUGCCAUCCAAACCCUGAGAAGUGAGCUGCAAGACGCCAAGGUGGCUGCUGUAAACACCCAACUGAAACCACUGCCUGGAGAGUCGUUGGAGAAGUGCGCUCAGGAUCUAGGCAGCACCUCUAAGUCGGUGGGAUCGUCCAUGGCUCAGCUGCUCACCUGCGCUGCACAGGGAAACGAACACUACACUGGAAUAGCAGCCAGAGAAACUGCACAGGCCCUGAAGACACUCGCCCAAGCGGCCCGUGGCGUCGCUGCCUCCACCACGGACCCCAAGGCUGCGGCUGCCAUGCUGGACUCGGCCCGUGACGUUAUGGAGGGCUCGGCACUUCUCAUUCACGAGGCCAAAGAGGCACUGAUUUCCCCCGGAGACGCCGAGAGCCAGCAGCGUCUGGCACAGGUGGCCAAGGCUGUGUCUCACUCCCUGAAUAACUGCGUCAACUGUUUGCCUGGUCAGAAGGAUGUGGACAUGGCUCUCAAGAGCAUCGGGGAGGCCAGCAAGAAGCUGCUGAUUGAAACUAUCCCUCCUGCAUCAAAGUCGUUUCAGGAGGCUCAGAGUGGCCUGAACCAAACAGCAGCAGACCUGAACCAGUCGGCGGGCGAGGUGGUCCACGCCUCCAGAGGUUCCAGCAGCCAGCUGGCCGUGGCCUCUGGGAAGUUCAGCCAAGACUUUGAUGAGUUCCUGGACGCUGGUAUAGAAAUGGCUGGCCACACUCAGAAAAAAGAUGACCAGGUUCAGGUGAUUGGAAACCUGAAGAACAUCUCCAUGGCUUCAAGCAAACUACUGCUGGCUGCUAAAAGUCUGUCUGUGGACCCAGCAGCUGCAAAUGCCAAGAACCUGCUAGCUGCCGCUGCAAGGGCUGUGACUGACAGCAUCAACCAGCUGAUCACUCUGUGCACACAACAGGCUCCUGGCCAGAAGGAGUGCGACAACGCUUUGAGAGAGUUGGAGGCCGUCAGAGGAAUGCUGGACAACCCCAAUGAGCCGGUCAAUGACCUCUCUUACUUUGACUGCAUCGAGAGUGUGAUGGAGAACUCCAAGGUGCUGGGAGAAUCCAUGGCUGGUAUCUCUCAGAACUGCAAGACCGGAGAUGUGCCAGCAUUUGGAGACUGCGUGGGGUCGGCCUCCAAAGCCCUGUGCGGCCUCACCGAAGCUGCGGGGCAGGCCUCCUACUUGGUGGGCGUGUCUGACCCUAACAGUCAGGCAGGACACCAGGGCUUAGUGGAUCCCAUCCAGUUCGCCAAAGCCAACCAGGCAAUCCAGAUGGCCUGUCAGAACCUUGUCGAUCCAGAAUCCAGCCCCUCCCAGGUGCUCUCAGCAGCCACCAUUGUUGCUAAGCACACCUCGGCGUUGUGCAACGCUUGCCGCCUGGCAUCCUCCAAGACAACCAACCCGGUUGCCAAGAGGCACUUUGUCCAGUCUGCCAAGGAGGUGGCCAACAGCACCGCCAACUUAGUCAAGACCAUCAAGGCUUUGGAUGGUGAUUUCUCAGAGGAGAACAGGAACAGGUGUCGUGUUGCCACUGCCCCACUAAUCGAAGCUGUGGAAAACCUGACAACAUUUGCUUCCAAUCCAGAGUUUGCCAGCAUCCCAGCGCAAAUCAGCAAUGAGGGCUCUGCAGCACAGGAGCCAAUCCUCCAUUCAGCGCGCGCUAUGCUCGACAGCUCUACCUAUCUGCUGAAAACGGCGCGUUCGCUGGUCAUCAACCCCAAAGACCCGCCCACGUGGUUCGUUCUGGCCGGUCACUCUCGUACCGUCUCCGACUCCAUCAAGGGUCUCAUCACAGCCAUCCGGGACAAGGCUCCGGGCCAGCGGGAGUGCGACUCUUCAAUUGAUAACAUCAACAAAUGUAUCCGGGACAUUGAGCAGGCCUCUCUGGCAGCCGUCAGCCAGAACUUACCCAGCAGAGACGACAUCUCACUGGAGGCUCUACAGGAGCAGCUGACGUCCACUGUGCAGGAAAUCGGCCACUUAAUUGACCCUGUUUCCACUGCAGCCAGAGGCGAAGCUUCCCAACUAGGACACAAGGUGACCCAACUGGCUGGCUACUUUGAACCGCUGAUCAAAGCCUCCGUGGGCGUGGCGUCCAAGCUGAAGGACCACCAGCAGCAGAUGACUUUCCUGGACCAAACUAAGACUCUGGCGGAGUCGGCCCUGCAGAUGCUCUACGCUGCCAAGGAGGGUGGAGGGAAUCCAAAGGCCUCGCACACCCAUGACGCCAUAGCAGAGGCGGCUCAGCUGAUGAAGGAGGCGGUGGAUGACAUUAUGGUGACGCUGAAUGAGGCUGCCAGUGAGGUGGGAAUGGUGGGAGGAAUGGUGGAGUCCAUCGCAGAGGCCAUGGCUAAGCUGGAUGAAGGUACGCCGCCUCAGCCCGAGGGCUCGUUCGUGGAUUAUCAGACCAGUAUGGUGAAGUACUCAAAGGCUAUUGCUGUCACCGCUCAGGAAAUGAUGACCAAAUCGGUGACGUGUCCAGAUGAGCUGGGAGCCCUGGCCUCUCAGGUGACCGUGGACUACAGCCAGCUGGCCGUUCAGGGGCGACUGGCCGCACAUACAGCUGAGCCAGAAGAGAUUGGUUUCCAGAUCAAGACCAGAGUGCAGGAGCUCGGUCACGGCUGUAUCUUCCUGGUGCAGAAGGCUGGAGCUCUGCAGAUCAUCCCGUCCGAUGGCUUCACCAAGCGAGAGCUCAUCGAAUGCGCCCGGGCGGUCACAGAGAAGGUGUCAUUGGUCCUCUCAGCCCUCCAGGCGGGAAACAAGGGCACCCAGGCGUGCAUCACAGCAGCCAGCGCCGUGUCCGGCAUCAUCGCCGAUCUGGACACCACCAUCAUGUUCGCCUCCGCUGGAACGCUCAACGCGGAGAACGACGAGUCCUUCGCUGACCACAGGGAGAACAUUUUGAAGACGGCCAAAGCCCUGGUGGAGGACACAAAGAUGCUGGUGUCCGGCGCGGCUUCCGGUCAGGACAGGCUGGCUCAGGCUGCCCAGUCUUCUGCCAAAACCAUUACCCAUCUCACAGACGUGGUCAAACUGGGAGCUGCCAGCAUCGGCUCUGACGACCCCGAGACGCAGGUGGUUCUGAUAAAUGCCGUCAAAGAUGUGGCCAAGGCGCUGGCGGAGCUCAUUAGUGCCACCAAGUGUGCCGCCGGCAAGUCGGCAGAUGAUCCGUCUAUGUACCAACUGAAGGGUGCUGCUAAGGUGAUGGUGACCAACGUGACAUCGCUGCUGAAGACCGUCAAGGCUGUGGAGGACGAGGCCACGCGUGGCACCAGAGCCCUGGAGGCCACAAUCGAGUGCAUUAAACAGGAAAUGGCGGUCUUUCAGUCCAAGGAUGCUCCCAACAAGACGACCACACCUGAGGAGUUCAUUCGCAUGACUAAGGGCAUCACCAUGGCAACAGCUAAAGCGGUGGCUGCGGGAAACUCUGCCCGCCAGGAGGACAUCAUCCAUACGGCCAACCUCAGCCGCAAAGCCAUUUCAGACAUGCUCACCACCUGCAAGCAAGCUGCCUACCAUCCAGAGGUCAGUGAGGAGGUGAAGAACAGGGCGCUGAUGUACGGGACAGAGUGCACAACUGGAUACAUCGGCCUCCUGGAACAAGUGCUAAUGGUGCUGCAGAGGCCCACCACAGACCAGAAGCAGCACCUGGCGGCUUGUUCCAAACGAGUGGCCGGAGCCGUCACAGAGCUCAUCCAGACGGCCGAGGCCAUGAAAGAUGGAGGUUCAGAGUGGGUGGACCCCGAGGAUCCGACCGUGAUUGCGGAAACCGAGCUGCUCGGGGCGGCGGCGUCCAUCGAGGCGGCGGCUAAGAAGCUGGAGCAGCUGAAGCCCAGAGCAAAGCCAAAGCAGGCUGAUGAGACGCUAAACUUUGAGGAGCAGAUUCUGGAGGCAGCCAAGUCCAUCGCUGCAGCCACCAGCGCUUUAGUCAAAUCGGCCUCUGCCGCCCAGAGAGAGCUGGUGGCUCAGGGGAAAGUGGGCUCUAUCCCCGCCAAUGCCGUGGAUGACGGCCAGUGGUCCCAGGGGCUCAUCUCCGCUGCACGUAUGGUGGCGGCCGCCACCAGCAACCUGUGCGAGGCGGCCAACGCCUCGGUGCAAGGCCACGCCAGCGAAGAGAAGCUCAUCUCUUCGGCCAAACAGGUGGCGGCCUCCACUGCCCAGCUGCUGGUGGCGUGCAAGGUGAAGGCCGACCAGGACUCAGAGGCCAUGAGGAGACUGCAGAUUGCUGGGAAUGCAGUGAAGAAAGCAUCAGACAACUUGGUGCGAGCCGCCCAGAAGGCAGCAUUUGACAAAUCCGAUGAAGACAACGUGGUGGUCAAGACCAAGUUUGUUGGUGGAAUAGCACAGAUCAUCGCAGCCCAGGAAGAGAUGCUGAGGAAGGAGAGGGAGCUGGAAGAAGCCAGGAAGAAGCUGGCUCAGAUCAGGCAGCAGCAGUACAAGUUCCUACCAAGCGAACUACGAGAAGACGACAACUAACCGACAGCGCUGCACAUUCCUAAGCCGGCAUGAACGACACGUCUGUAUUUGUGUUCAACUUUGUGUCUUUCUAAUGGUGCGCCUGAACAGGUAUGCGGCCAACAGUGACUUCGGAUAUAGUGUGACUGAUUGAACAAACCAGUAAAGCCCAGGUCUGCAGUGAACACCGCUGACCACAUCAUGUGGAAAGUCUUCAACUACUAGCAAGUUUGAAAUACUACUGCGUGGAACUGACUACUUCCUGAAAUUACAAAUGAGAAGGGUUGCGGCGGUUUGACUGAAGAACCUCUUCACGUCCCUGUGUGUAAGCCUAGCUACUUCGACUGAUGUAGUCUCAACCAGAAUGUGACGUGCUACGGACAAAUGGCACAGCUCAUACGCUCUCAUGUUUGCCUGUAAGCUACCUUUUUUUGUUUUUUUCUCAUUUCCUUCUUUUAACACUUUGCAGCUCUAGUGUAUGAAAUGGAAUAACUGAUUGUGCUGCUGCUCGUGUCACGUAGCCGUUUAACUGCAGCUUCACUCUCAGAGUGAAUACAUUUCAGCUCGGUACUCUGAUUUGAUAUGAAUGUCGGCCUUUAUGCUCCAGUCUGACGACUUGAUGUCUGUCUGAAUCACGUAAAUCACUGUGGCAUGUCUUGACUUUAGAUCAGUGACCCUAAUAUGAAGAAAGAUUUUGCAUUUUGGUGUUUUUUUUUGGACCAUUGUGUGGAUUUCAGUAAUGCAAAGCUGUUUUGGGGAGUCGUCGACAUCGACGGUCGCACAUGCGUCUCUGUCUUUUUAAGUCAUUUAUGCAGAUAUUUGUGGGCUUUACAUACAAAACGUCCUCUCGAGACGAUGCAAAGAAUUUUACGUGUUCCGUCGGAGGCCUCGACAUAAUAGAUGUCGUCAGUGGAAUGUUUCGCAUUAUGUUACCACGAGAAUGCUUUUCUACACAGGAUUACCAGAGAAGGAAUAUUUAUUACUCCUGAGUAUUUUUAGAAGAGGGCCGCCUUUUCCUGGAGGGCAGAAAUAGUCUCGGUUAACUGCUGCCGUCAGAAGAGGCUUGGGUGGCUUCAAUGCAAGAUAUCAGACAUCUCUCCAAAUAUUUUCUCUCUCUUUUUUUUUUCUUACUGUUUUUAAUCAUUUCAGACAUCGGAGACACUUGCGUACAGUAUAAACAGUUUGACCAUGAUGCAAUAAGAUGGAUGGUGCUUUAGGGGGCAGUAUUGGCAUUGUAUUGGUUUCUCCUCUCGCAGUGCAAACUUGAAGUGAUGAUCCAGGAGGUGAUGUUGUAAUCUAGUGUAAUUCAGUGCUUAUUUUACUCUCAGUACAGACUAGUAAACUUCAUUGGUCGUUCAGCUCCAGCAUCAUGCAGAAUAAAGAAUAACUGGAAUGAAUACCAUGGACCAGUUAAGUGCCACUCCUGCGCACGUGUUUCGUCUCAUGGUUGCUACUCACAGCAGAUAUUCUCGUUGGUUCUUGUUGAUAGUUUCCUCUCCAGGCGUUCAGCAAUACUCAGUCGCUACCAGGGACUGAUUUGAGUUUUGCAAAUUCAGGAUGCGGCAACAUUUACAAAAUCGGAAAGUAACUUGGCAAUAAGCUGACUCCUCCAAAUCUAACGGUCGAGGUUAAAAAGGAGUGAGCUGAAAAUGAAGGGACUGCAACGCUAAUCACUGCAGUUAUCCGUCGCUCCGUACGACUUUACUGAACGUGCUACGUCCUGCAAUAGAAGAACCCUUUCUUUAACGAGUUUGAUUGUAAUGUGUUUUGUUCCCUUGUCUUACACUCUGGGGUGUGUUACAUUAUUAAACCACUGUAUAGUGUAAGACUCGGCCCUGCUGUGAAAAUGCAUGGCUUUGUGCUUCAUAUGCAGAGUGACUCAGACUCCAACAUGCAGACGAGCCAACAGCUAGAGACGGUCACUUUUGAGUUUUUUUUUUUUAAUUUUUUAAAUUUUUUAGAGUUGGGCCUGAAUUUACAGGGGUUUUCUGCCAUUGUGUCGUGUGUGAGAAAAUAAAGGAAGCAGGAGGGAGGGAGGGAGGGCUCACUGCUUAUAAGUCAAGUCUGUAGUGUUAUUAUUAGUGCCUUAGUCCGUAGCCCAUACAAUGUCCUGUCUACUUGAGUGACAGCUUCACCUCAUUGGUUAAUAGAAGGUACUGGACAAACUGUUGUUUGGAAAUGUAGGUUCGUGUCUGUGGGUUAUUUUUACCAUCCAUUGUCCCACUUGCUAACGUGCUGUUCCUCUAAGUGCUAAAACGACUCAAACCCCUUGACCCUUCUCUCUGCAACAUGUAAGGCCUUUAUGGGGGGGUGACAGAGGAACUGUCCGCCAGUCAAAAGAAAUGUGUUUAAAAUGUACUAUCAGUAUACACUGUUAAAGUAUAUAAUAUAUAUAUAUGAACACAUUUUUGUACUGCAUUCCAUGGGCAUGUACCGCAGUGCUUAUAAACUACGACAGGAGGGAGAUGCGAGCCUGUCAACUGCUUUGUGUGUUAUGAAGUCACAGUUUGUUUUUGUUUUUUUAUGGGUGGGCUUUCUUUUCCCUGGUCCUUUUAAGACGCUAUCAAAGACCUGUGUGAUAAGAACAUCUCAGUAUGUGUGUCACCAUUCAGGUGAUCGUGACGCAAAUCGAUGAAGUAAUUGAAGUGUUCUGUAUGUUGUUAACUCCCUAACAGAAAUAAAUUAGGACGUUGCUACGAAGAUAAGCGAUAAGGUACAAUAUAAAAGAUAUUUAUCUGGCCUCAAUAAAACUAUUUUUUGUAUUCACUAAAAUUAAAGCAUUUCAAUGUG